Messenger RNA from Strongylus vulgaris, 1044 nucleotides. Lineage: Eukaryota; Metazoa; Nematoda; Chromadorea; Rhabditida; Strongylidae. The record is from the annotation of a GenBank genome assembly.
AUGAAUACGAAGCUAACCCGAAGACUACUGGCUACUGGCUUCUCCUCCUCCUUAGCAGUAUCCUUCUUCACGUCCGCAUCUCAGCAACCAGUGGCGGGACCUGAUAUGAGCAAGCCAAAAAACUUCGAUCUCAUUGUUCAAGAAGCAGAUGCGCUCUACGAUAGCUAUUUGAUUGACAAUGCCUACAGUAUUUUAAGAAGAUUUGCUAAAAGCGACUGUUCCGAGCUGCUCUGGCGAUUGGCGCGGGUCGUAUGUGAGAAAGCCAAGUUGAGUCAUGACAAGGACCAGAGGAAAACGCUCAUGUAUGAAGCCCUAGCACUGGUGGAGAAAGCUAUCGAAAAAGAACCCAAAGACGGCUGUUUUGGAGCUCAUAAAUGGUAUGCCAUAUUGCUCGACUAUGUUGGAGAGAUUGAGGGAAAUAAAUCACGAAUUCAAAAAUCUUAUAUGGUGAAAGAACAUCUCGAGCGUGCUUUACAAAUUCGCUCUAAUGACGCAACAACGUGGCAUAUUUUGGGUGUUUGGCACUUCUCAUUUGCUGAUAUGGGUUACGCUACAAGACUAGUAGCAAAGACAAUUUUUGCUUCACCACCCAGUUCUACUUACGAGAAAGCGCUCCAUUAUUUCCUUAAAGCAGAGGAAAUUUCUGUAAAAGAACAUCUCGAGCGUGCUUUACAAAUUUGCUCCAAUGACGCAACAACAUGGCAUAUUUUGGGCGUUUGGCACUUUUCAUUCGCUGAUAUGGGUUACGCUACAAGACUAGUAGCAAAGACAAUUUUUGCUUCACCACCCAGUUCUACCUACGAGAAAGCGCUCCAUUAUUUCCUUAAAGCAGAGGAAAUUUCUCCUCGUUUCUACAGUACCAACACCUACUUCAUUGGCGAAGCCUAUGAGAAAUUGGGUAAUAAAGAGGAAGCUAGGAAGUAUUAUCUGGACGCGUUCAAAAUGCCCGUCGUAACGGCUGACGACCAACAAAUACAUCAAAAGGCCUUUGAAAAAUUACGAGCGGCCGGAUUGCAAAACGCUGAACUGUUGCAAGGGCGAUAG